Messenger RNA from Nylanderia fulva, 1219 nucleotides. RefSeq names its product RNA polymerase I and III subunit C (gene Polr1C). Gene Ontology annotation, biological process: DNA-templated transcription. Gene Ontology annotation, cellular component: RNA polymerase III complex; RNA polymerase I complex. Gene Ontology annotation, molecular function: protein dimerization activity; DNA binding. The record is from RefSeq and is a predicted model, not a curated record. Lineage: Eukaryota; Metazoa; Arthropoda; Insecta; Hymenoptera; Formicidae.
GGCCGCUUUCAUCUUUCUCUCUGGCUUUCAGCCACGUGAUUGAAAAUAACAACGCGAUUUUUAAUCUUUCUGAGAAAGCGGCAAAAAUAGGAGAAAUUUUUUAAUAUUUAGUAUUUUGUUGAAAUAAUAUAUUGAACAAUGGAAAAGAGACCUGGGAAUCCACGAUGGAUUGUAGGCGAGCACGAGAUUUACAAAGAAUAUUCGUACGAGACAUCGGACAAAUCGACGGCGGUAGAAAAAUUUAUAAAGAAAUUUAGGAUAGAAAUUGUACGAGAAGAUGAUAAAGAGUUGGAAUUUGAUAUAAUUGGCUGUGAUGUUUCACUGGCCAAUGCAUUUCGUAGAAUACUUAUAAGCGAAGUACCAAGUAUGGCUAUCGACAAAGUUUUUGUAAUCAAUAACACUAGUCUUCUGCAGGACGAAGUACUGGCGCAUAGACUGGGUCUUAUACCUCUUCGGGCAGAUCCUCGGUUAUUUGAAUAUCCACCGAUUGGAAGAACGGAUGAAGAGGCAAGUGAUCAAGACACUUUAAAAUAUGAACUGAAAGUUACAUGCACGGUAAAUCCACAAGCACCAAAGAAUUCUCGUCUUCCAGAAGAUAUGUAUAGAAACAGCAAAGUUUACAGUAAGGAUAUUAAAUGGGUACCGAUAGGCCGACAAGGAGACAUGUUUCCACAUGGAGCAGAACAGUUCAGCCCGCUAGACAAUGACAUAUUAAUAAGUAAAAUGCGUCCUGGUCACGAAAUUCAUGCGUUUAUGUAUGCAGUUAAAGGGAUUGGCAAAGAUCACGCCAAAUUUUCUCCUGUGGCUCCUGCGCGAUAUCGUCUUAUGCCGGCUAUCGAGUUGACUAGACCUGUGAGAAACGAGGACGCAGAUCUUUUGCAGAGCUGUUUUAGUCCUGCUGUGAUAGACGUGGUAGAACAAGAGACGAGUUCUGGAGAAAAAUAUCGCGAAGCGCGCGUGAAGAACGCUCGUUAUGACAGCUGUGCCAGAAAUGUCUAUCGUUAUGAACAAUUGAAGAAUUGCGUGGAAAUGACUCGAAUACCGGAGCAUUUUAUCUUUAAUAUAGAAUCCGUGGGAACGUUAUCAGCGGCAGUUUUAUUCACGGAAGCUGUUAAAGUGCUCAAGAAUAAAUGCAGGACAUUUCUCGCGGAGCUGGAACAUGUAUAAGAAUAGAAAAAUAAUUUUCUUAUAUUAAAUUACAGAAUUAAUUAAAAAAAAA